CAGCCUUCAGGAAGGACCAGGCUGCAGGAAACAGCCUAGAUAUCUGUCCAUAUCGCUCUGACUGGAAUUGGAUUUCGGUCGACCAGGGGUUUCUUUGCUUCUUUCUGAUCUUAGAUUGGUGUAACCUUGCAUCAGGUUAGUCCUACUGUUCAGAGUGAUGAACAUUUAGCUGCUGACAACCAUGUCCAAGUACCUGAAGCAUUUUACCUCUGUGGGUGACAAACAAAAUGAAAGGCAGUGGAACGUGGAUGAGGAGAAGCAGCCGGAAGAAGAGCCUCAGAAGACGCCCGAUUCAAUUACCUCUUCAUACUCCUUCAGAGAUAACCUAAGGUGGCUCCUUAGUUGCCACAAGUUUCAGAUUGUCAUUGUGUGCCUGGUUAUUCUGGAUGCUAUAUUUGUUCUUAUCGAGGUACUUUUAGACUUGGAAUUAUUACAUAACAAAGUUGACCACAUUGUACCAGAGAUAUUCCAUUGUUUGAGCCUUUCUGUAUUGUCCUUCUUUUUGCUGGAAAUUGUUGGUAAACUAUAUGCCUUUCGACUGGAGUUUUUCCACCACAAGUUUGAAGUGUUUGAUGCAGUUAUUGUUAUAAUAUCAUUUAUCAUCGACGUGGUCUAUAUAACCCGGGAAGAUAUCUUCAACGCAGUCGGGCUGUUAAUCUUACUCAGACUUUGGAGAGUGGCCAGAAUUGUCAAUGGUGCCAUUUUGUCUGUAAAGAGCAGAGCAGAUGAAAAGAUCCACAAGUUAAAGAAGAAACAGGAGACCCUAUUAGCCAGAGUCUCGCAGCUAGAGCAGCAGUGCACCCAGCAGGAACAAGAGAUUUCAAGACUCCAGACUUUAUUACACCAAAACAACAUAUUCCCCGAGCCUUACAACCCAGCCACUGCUUGAAAUUAAUACGUGGAUUUUUACUUUCCUUGAAAAUAUCUAUUUUGAAAGAUUUUUUUAAUAGAGGUUGUGUUUGUGUAAAGAAAGAUUUUUUGGUAAUUUGUUUAAUCUCUGACAGUAUAAAACGUACAUCUUUAAUCACAUUAAAAAAAUUAAGUAUGAAAAUAUAAAUAAUUUUAUUAUUAUUGGAAUAAAAUGAAGCAUGAUAGAAUUUGUUUUCUUACUUUCUUUUCUUGGCUGCUGAGAGUCUUGUACUUUUACGUCAGAUAUUAUGCUGCUACUUACUCUUUGAUGAAACCGGGUUGAAAUCCACGGAAGUGUUGCCUAUAGAAAACACUUAGUACUCCAGCAUUUUUUUUAAUACGUAUGCUAACUCUCCAGUAAUAUUCUAGCAAUGCCAUUUGUUCCAUCCCAGCUCUAUUGUAUCCAUACAAUUUAAACCCUUUGAUUAUAGGCUGCUGUGUCAUGUGAGUCCAGUCUGACCAGUUAUGCAAUCGUAUCUGUCUUAUCUAAGAGCAUUAGUGCAGUAAAACAUUAAGGCUCCAUUCACACAUCUGUAAAUGGGUCCGCAUCUGUUCCGCAAUUUUGCGGAACGGUGCGGACCUAUUCAUUCUCUUUGGGGACAGAAAAGAUGCGUACAGCACACAGUGUGCUGUCCGCAUCAGCAUUUCCGUGCUGCCGCCCCGAACUACCGGUCCGCGGCUCUGCAAAAAAUAGAACAUUUCCAAUUUUUGUCCGCAAUUGCGAACAAGAAUAGGCAGUUCUAUUGGGGGUGCCGGCCGGGUGUAUUGCGGAUCCGCAAUACACUAGGGAUGUGUGAAUGGACCCUUAACGAGUCCCUUCAGCAGACAACUACAAAUACAUUGAUAAAUUCUCCAGCUUCACUUCACAUAUUACAAAGCUGGCUGCCUGCAGCUACCACUAGGGGGAGCUCAAUUCAUAAGAAUUUAUACAGUGCAA
Molecule: messenger RNA, 1846 nt
Organism: Bufo gargarizans (Asiatic toad)
Lineage: Eukaryota; Metazoa; Chordata; Amphibia; Anura; Bufonidae
Product: voltage-gated hydrogen channel 1-like
Exons: 6
Coding region: 182-889 (235 amino acids)
Biological process (GO): proton transmembrane transport
Cellular component (GO): plasma membrane
Molecular function (GO): voltage-gated proton channel activity
Source: RefSeq, a predicted model, not a curated record